This is a messenger RNA of Merops nubicus (carmine bee-eater), 316 nucleotides long. Its product is annotated as protocadherin gamma-A4-like. The transcript is spliced from 2 exons. The annotation marks the transcript as partial. The record is from RefSeq and is a predicted model, not a curated record. Lineage: Eukaryota; Metazoa; Chordata; Aves; Coraciiformes; Meropidae.
CUCCCAGAAUGGAGAGGAAGGUGGAGCCUGGCCCAACAACCAGUUUGACACAGAGAUGCUCCAAGCCAUGAUCCUGGCUUCAGCAAAUGAAGCCGCUGACGGCAACUCGACCCUGGGCGGCGGGACGGGCACCAUGGGGCUGAGCGCCCGCUACGGCCCCCAGUUCACCCUGCAGCACGUCCCCGACUACCGGCAGAACGUCUACAUCCCGGGCAGCACCGCCACCCUCACCAACGCCGCCGGCAAGCGCGACGCCAAGAACCCCGGCUCCUCGGCAGGCAACAAGAAGAAAUCCGGGAAGAAGGAGAAGAAGUAG